Molecule: messenger RNA, 570 nt
Organism: Dibothriocephalus latus
Lineage: Eukaryota; Metazoa; Platyhelminthes; Cestoda; Diphyllobothriidea; Diphyllobothriidae
Source: the annotation of a GenBank genome assembly
AUGACUUAUGCUGAGGCUGUUUUCGUGGUUGCAGACAAGAUUAUCUUAAUGGCUGCAGUUUUUGUGAUUCCCAAAUUCAAAUCGGGAGAAGCACGCCACGGAUCGGAUGUUCGCAGCGUCGCUUGGCAUCCGUAUAUGUCCUUGAUUAUGUCCGGAAGUAAAGACGCCCAACAGCCAAUCAAACUGUGGGAACCGAAAACUGGCGAAUCAAUUGCCACCCUUUAUGUCCACAAAAACACCUGCACAGAUGUGGCCUGGAACCAGAAUGGCAAUUGGUUCCUGACCGCUUCGCGUGAUCACUUGAUCAAGCUUUUUGAUCUCCGCUACAUGAAGACAGAGAUGCAAACCUUCCGUGGACACAAAAGAGACGUUAUGCGCGUUGCUUGGCAUCCCUGUCAUGAGAGUCUCUUCGCUAGUGGCAGUGCAGAUGGAACCAUUCUCUUCUGGAAUGUGGGAACCGACACCGAAUUGGGCGCUAUCGAUGAUGCUCACGAAAGUAUGAUCUGGAGCUUGGCCUGGCAUCCUCUUGGUCAUAUCCUGGUUUCCGGAGCCAACGAUUUUGCCACGUAA